Messenger RNA from Strongylocentrotus purpuratus (purple sea urchin), 2878 nucleotides. It is a transcript of the gene gtf3c3, whose product is annotated as general transcription factor 3C polypeptide 3. NCBI's taxonomy places the organism in Eukaryota, Metazoa, Echinodermata, Echinoidea, Camarodonta, Strongylocentrotidae. The transcript has 19 exons. Bases 52 to 2550 code for a protein of 832 amino acids. Gene Ontology annotation, molecular function: protein binding. Gene Ontology annotation, biological process: transcription by RNA polymerase III. The record is from RefSeq and is a predicted model, not a curated record. Gene Ontology annotation, cellular component: transcription factor TFIIIC complex.
UUGAAGUUUUCGGCGACACCCUAAUUGAGAAAUUGAGAAUAACCAACAAAUAUGGACCAAGAAGAAAUCGACAAAGAACAGCUUCUUCAGUAUCUUCGGGGAGAAAUUCCUUUUGAGAAGUGGGUUCAGGGGCAACAGAUGCUUGAACAAGAGGGUCAGUUUACUCUGAACUUUGAUGUACCUCAACCAUCUCAAACACAAGAGAAGCAAGAUGAAGAAGAUGAGGAUGAUGAUGAAGAGGAGGAUGAAGGAGGAAGCGAUGACGGCAAGACAGAAGAAGCCGGACCUAGCACAGAUCCUGAUCCAUCCUUCCCCAGGUUAGAGAGUAGCGCUGGAGAUGAAGAGGAAAACGUACGGGACAUUACAGGAUUUGAUGCUAUGAACGUAGAGAUCCAGAUCAUGCGUGGACUACGCAGACGCAAGUGUCGCGUCCCUCCCGCGGAGCUCCACAAGCACCGUCGACGUCGUACCAGGGUUCCUAAGAACCUACGAGGCUUGAUGGGUCAGGCUCAUCUCUGCUUUGCACGCAAAGAGCAUGACCAAGCUACUAAGAUGUGUAUGGAGAUCAUACGUCAAGCCCCCAGGAGCGUGGAGCCCUUCCAGCUCCUUGGUAUGAUCUAUGAGGACCUGGGAGACAUGGAGAAGUCUAUGCAGUUUCAACUGAUUGCAGCCCAUAUCUCACCAAGAGAUACAGAGCAAUGGCAGCAGCUUGCUGAUGUGUGCUUAGAGAGAGAUGACCUGGAGAAAGCUGUCUAUUGCUAUACUAAAGUACUGAAAUUCAACAACCAUCACAUCCCCACUCUCCAUGCCCGCGCUGGUCUGUAUAUCAGACUAGGAGAGAACAAGAAGGCCAUGGAGUCCUAUCAUACCAUCAUCAAGCAUCUUCCUCAAGAUGAAUGGCACCAGGGUAUACAGGUGGCUAGGGAACUAGUCCAGAGGUGCCAUAACUUGGGGGAAGUGAAUCUUGCUAUAGAGGCCAUGGAGACAUUGGUGAAGAGGUUUCCAGACCAUAUCAGCUCAGAAGAGGUAAAUACCAUAGCUGAGUUGUACAUCUCCAGUCGUCAGUACCAGCGUGCUAUACAGGUCAUGUGUGAUCACUGUGGGGUCAGAGUAGAGCUCGGCAAAGUAGAGCCGUCAAGAGCAGAACCAGAAGCAGUGAAUGUCCACAUUCCCGAUGGUCUUCCUAUUGACCUGAGGGUCAAGCUAGCCAUCUGCCUCAUCCACUCCAGACAUCUCACUCCGGUAGCCAUGGUAACCCAACCUCUCUUCUCUGAGGAUCCCGAGGAGAUGGGAGACUUGUAUCUGGAUGUAGCAGAGGCUUAUAUAGAGAUUAAUGAUUACGAAGCAGCCAAGCCGAUACUAGCAGCUCUUGUUGCAGCCAAGAAUUACAAUUUGCCUGCAGUGUGGUUGCGAUAUGCCGAGUGUUUGAACUCCUUAGGUGAGCUAGCAGAGUCCAGCAGGGCAUACAGUGAGGUUCUGAAGCAAGCACCUAGACACCUAGAUGCUAGGUUAGCCCUAGCAGCCAUUGAACAGCAGCUGGGAAGAGCAGAGUCAGCGCUACAGACACUUACUCUUGAUCCAGUAGAGCAGGAUGAUGAUCAGGCUCUCUCCAAGCAAGACAUUCAGCUUCUCUUCAGACAGAGUACACUGAUGCACACACAAGGACACCUUCAAGAGUUCGUGGAGAAAGGACUCAAUCUUCUCUCAAAAUACAUCCAGAAGGACCAAGAAGAUUAUGCAAACUACAGCGUGAUCACUAAAGGGGAGUGGUUUAGUUUGAUUCAGAAGAGUUGUCAGUCAUUAGGCGAGAUGAAGAGGUUUGGUGAGGCGUGCAGGCUCCUCCAAGAUACCCUCAAGUCUAACGUCUUUGAGAAGGAAACAGAUAAGCCAAGGAAACUGAAAUUCAUGCUGGUUUGUGCGUCCUACCUUCAUAACAACUUUGAAGAAGCUUUCUUCUACAUCAGGGAGUUUGUCAACAAGUGGGGUGAGAAGACAAAUCUAAUGAACCUUUUUAGCUUGAUUGUAACCAACACUAUGGGACCAAGACAUCAUAAGUUCUGCCUCAGGCUGACUAUAAGGUUGUACCCUGAUAGUACUGCCCUGUCUAUCAUCAAUGGACAUAAUGCGUUGCAGACUAGCAGCUAUAAACAUGCUAUAGGAGAGUAUGUGAGAGCAUAUUAUCACGACCCUUCUAAUCCUUUCCUGCUGCUGUGUGUUGGUGUUAGCUUGUUUGCCCUUGCAACGCAGAGGUUCACCGUCAACAAGGACUCCAUCAUUACACAGGGGUUUUCAUGUCUUCGCUCCUAUCAGAAGCUAAGAGGAGAUACGCAAGAAUCCAACUAUAACAUUGGAAGAGCAUUACAACAAGUUUCUAUUGACCACCUAGCAGUCCACUACUAUCACAAGGCUCUCAGUCUACCUUCCAUCAUUCCUCAUGAUGAUAGAUUUGACCUUCAACCUCAGAUAGCCUUCAACCUCUCCCUCAUCUAUAGGGGCAGUGGAAACCCUGAAAUGGCUCAGGAGCUAUUAGAGACUUACUGUGUCAUAUGAAUAAUAAUAAUAAUAAAACUCAGUUUUUAUAUAGCGCUUAUUAGAAUAAUUAAGUGCUUCCAAAUUUGGAGAUUAUUACCUCGGCUUUAGCUGUGCUGCCAUUGCGGUGCUCUAGCAUUUCAAAGAAUUAAUUCCUGCCCGGUACCCAUUUACAUCACCUUGGUUAAGUGAGUGAGUGACAGGGGUUUUAACCCAAAGAGAAGGUUGAGUUUGGGUAGAAAUGGAAAAUAAUUUGUGUGCUUUCUCAUUCUUUGUAAGUCAUUUUGGAAGAUUACCAUGAGAGUAAAAACAUGUUGAGAUGGGGUGAUACCUGGGGGGGGGGGGGGGG